Messenger RNA from Enterobius vermicularis (human pinworm), 1656 nucleotides. The record is from the annotation of a GenBank genome assembly. Lineage: Eukaryota; Metazoa; Nematoda; Chromadorea; Rhabditida; Oxyuridae.
ACUUUUUUCAGUAAACAAGCGGAAGAAUACAAAGUGAGAUCUACAAUUUGUUAUGGAGAAGAUACAGUUGAUGAUGCCACAUUUGCGAAUUUCAAUUUUGAUGAACGUUUACUAAAGGCAGUUGCUGAAAUUGGAUGGGAAAAACCUACACAGAUUCAGCAAAAUUUGAUUCCUCUCAUACUGGAAGGGCAAAAUGUUUCUGCGAGAGGUAGAACAGGGAGUGGUAAAACUGGAGCUUUUAUGCUUCCAGUUAUUCAAAAGAUCAUCCAGCUCACCAGUGUUAGCCCUUUUGCUUUGUUCGUCACUCCUUCAAAAGAACUAGCGGCACAAGUUUUUAAACUGCUCCAACAGUUGACGUCAACUUUUCCUUUUUUACUGUCGAAAAACUAUGCUGCUCUUGAUUCUUCAGACGAAGAAGAAAGACCCGAUCUUUUGGUUUCAACACCAGGUCGUUUACUGCGAGUGUUAGAAAAGUGUAAUGGCUUUUGUGCUGAAGUUAGAUGUGUUGUUUUGGAUGAAGCUGAUCUGCUUCUUUCUUACGGAUACGAGGAAGAAAUGAAGAAAAUUAAAACUUUUCUGCCUCCUCAUUACCAAGCAGUCUUUACUUCUGCAACAUUGUCUGAGGAUUUCAGUGUUUUAAAGACGACUUUUGCCAAUGGUCCUGUUGUAACUCUUAAACUUAAGGAAAGUCAACUUCCAGACAACAAACAGCUUUUACAAUACUUUGUAAACUGCCAGAGCGACGAAGAACGUUUUACUGUAUUCAUUGCUCUGAUAAAAUUAAAGCUUUUGGUUGGCAAAACAAUAGGAUUAAUUGUUGUUAUUUCAAGAUGUGAUGUCUUAACUUUCAGGCUUGGAUUAUUUUUACAAGCUUUUAAAAUAUGGUCGUGUAUUUUAAACUCGAAUAUGCCUGUGAACAGUCGUUGUCACAUUGUGCAAGAAUUCAAUGAAGGGAAAUACAAUUUUGUUAUCGCUUCAGAUAUUAGUGAUAUGUUUAUGGCUAAAAGUUUGGAGGAUGAGCAAGGCGGAAAAACGGUGAAAGGAAAAAAAAUAGAUAAAGAGUCUGGUGUUUCAAGGGGAAUUGAUUUUCAUCAAGUGUCCAAUGUCAUCAAUUUCGACUUUCCACAGUCAACUGACUUAUAUAUACACAGAGUAGGAAGAACUGCUCGUGGAUGGAAUACUGGCACUGCUCUAUCGUUUGUUGGCCCGAAAGAGAAAGAGUUUUUUGAAGUAGUACACAGUGGACUUAAAAAACAGAUGGGUCAUGAAAUUAUUGUGCCAUACGAAGUUCGUAUCAAGGAACUGGACUCGUUUUUAUUAAGGACGCGGGAGGCGUUAAGGGCGUGCACUAGAUCUGUUAUAAGGGAAGCACGGUUAAAUGAGAUUCGCCAAGAAAUUUUGCGGUCAAAGAAACUUGAGGGAUAUUUUAUUAAAAACCCUCGCGAAAAGAUAGCUUUGGAACAUGACAAGAAGAUUGUGUUAUUGCUUCUUGUAUUUUUCUUUUUUUUUAUAGUUCCUCCGUCACUGCGUGGCGGAAAUUUUAAACCCGUUCAGAAGAAAACGAACUGGCUUCGCAAGCGUUUAAAGUCUGAUCGGCCUGGAGAACAGAAGUACAAAAGAAAAAUGGAAGACCCGUUACAAAGUUUUUCCGUCUGA